Molecule: messenger RNA, 1506 nt
Organism: Arvicola amphibius (Eurasian water vole)
Lineage: Eukaryota; Metazoa; Chordata; Mammalia; Rodentia; Cricetidae
Gene: Ina
Product: internexin neuronal intermediate filament protein alpha
Exons: 3
Coding region: 1-1506 (501 amino acids)
Biological process (GO): intermediate filament organization
Cellular component (GO): postsynaptic intermediate filament cytoskeleton; intermediate filament; cytoplasm
Molecular function (GO): structural constituent of postsynaptic intermediate filament cytoskeleton
Source: RefSeq, a predicted model, not a curated record
AUGAGCUUCGGAUCGGAGCACUACUUGUGCUCCGCCUCCUCCUACCGCAAGGUGUUCGGAGACGGCUCGCGCCUGUCCACGCGCCUCUCCGGGCCGGGAGGCUCAGGCAGCUUCCGCUCGCAGUCGCUGUCCCGCAGCAAUGUGGCCUCCACGGCCGCCUGCUCCUCGGCCUCGUCUCUCGGCCUGGGCCUGGCCUACCGCCGGCUGCCCGCCUCCGACGGGCUGGACCUGAGCCAAGCGGCGGCGCGCACCAACGAGUACAAGAUCAUCCGCACGAACGAGAAGGAGCAGCUGCAGGGCCUCAACGACCGCUUCGCCGUCUUCAUCGAGAAAGUGCACCAGCUGGAGACCCAGAACCGCGCGCUCGAGGCCGAGCUGGCAGCGCUGCGACAGCGCCACGCCGAGCCGUCGCGCGUCGGCGAGCUCUUCCAGCGCGAGCUGCGCGACCUGCGCGCGCAGCUGGAGGAGGCGAGCUCGGCGCGCGCGCAGGCCCUGCUGGAGCGCGACGGGCUGGCCGAGGAGGUGCAGCGGCUGCGGGCGCGCUGCGAGGAGGAGAGCCGCGGGCGCGAGGGCGCCGAGCGCGCCCUGAAGGCGCAGCAGCGCGACGUGGACGGCGCCACCCUGGCCCGCCUGGAUCUGGAGAAGAAGGUGGAGUCUCUGCUCGACGAGCUGGCUUUCGUGCGCCAGGUGCACGACGAGGAGGUGGCCGAGCUCCUGGCCACGCUGCAGGCGUCGUCGCAGGCCGCCGCCGAGGUGGACGUGUCUGUGGCGAAACCGGACCUGAGUUCGGCGCUCCGGGAGAUCCGCGCCCAGUACGAGUCCCUGGCCGCUAAGAACCUGCAGUCAGCCGAGGAGUGGUACAAGUCCAAGUUCGCCAACCUGAACGAGCAGGCUGCGCGCAGCACCGAAGCCAUCCGAGCCAGCCGAGAGGAGAUCCACGAGUACCGGCGCCAGCUCCAAGCUCGUACCAUUGAGAUCGAGGGCCUGCGCGGGGCCAAUGAGUCUCUGGAGAGGCAGAUCUUGGAACUGGAGGAGCGGCACAGCGCUGAGGUGGCCGGCUACCAGGAUAGCAUUGGGCAGCUGGAGAAUGACCUAAGGAACACCAAGAGUGAGAUGGCACGCCACCUUCGGGAAUACCAGGAUUUGCUCAAUGUCAAAAUGGCCCUUGACAUUGAGAUAGCGGCUUACAGGAAACUGCUGGAAGGCGAAGAGACACGAUUUAGCACCAGUGGAUUAAGCAUUUCAGGGCUGAAUCCACUUCCCAACCCAAGUUAUCUGCUCCCUCCUAGAAUCCUUAGUUCUGCAACCCCCAAAGCCUUAUCCACUGGGCUGUCACUUAAAAAGGAAGAGGAGGAAGAAGAGGAAGGGGCUUCUAAGGAAGCCUCUAAGAAAACAUCUAAGAUAGGGGAAAGUUUUGAAGAAACACUGGAGGAAACAGUAAUAUCUACGAAGAAAACCGAGAAGUCAAAUAUAGAAGAAAGCACCAUUUCAAGCCAAAAAAUGUAA